Messenger RNA from Uranotaenia lowii, 2824 nucleotides. Its product is annotated as transmembrane protein 216-like. The record is from RefSeq and is a predicted model, not a curated record. The coding region runs from base 330 to 743 and encodes 137 amino acids. Gene Ontology annotation, biological process: non-motile cilium assembly. Gene Ontology annotation, cellular component: ciliary transition zone. NCBI's taxonomy places the organism in Eukaryota, Metazoa, Arthropoda, Insecta, Diptera, Culicidae. The transcript has 3 exons.
AGUAUUAUUUGCUUCAAAAGGUAUAAGGGGGCUUUCCUCAUGUUUUCAUUAACAACAUUACACCGUGCUCUGGUGGGACCACAUUAGCCUGAAGAAGAAGGGGUAGCAUUCGUUUUGGUUAUCCCGAUCCGUUGAGUCGCGGAAAACUGUGAUCCCGAUGAGACAUACAAAGUUUUCCCUGGUAAUUGGCUGUUGCUGCUGCUAGUAGUCGUGUAGGAGAAACGGAUAAGUUCUACGAAUUGGAGUCGUAACCGAGAGUUUGCAAACGAGGUAACCCCAUCGUUCCCGGAACGCAGAGCGCUCUGGUCUAAACAAGGAAGUCGGAAACCAUGGGCAAUCCUAGUCUGACGUACGAAAUCCUACUCUAUCUGAAUUCGUUCUAUUUUGGGCUGUUUGCCGCGUGUGAGCUGGGAAUGAUGACAUUGAAGGCCGUAAAUCUUCAAUACCCCCAGCAGAUCCUACUCCGGGAGAUAAUCAUCCUGGUGGCGCUCUGUGUGAUUGAAACGGUGCGCAUCAUCCUCGGCCGAAAGGGCAGCCUCAGCGAUCACGGCUGGCAGGUCAUUUUAUCGGUAUUCCUUACGAUUCCUUGCGCGAUGGGAGUCAGUUAUCUCCUGUUCUAUCAAUUACACCGAUUACGCCUCGAAUACAUCCUAUGUGCCUUAAUGUUAUCACUUCAGACAGCCGAACUAAUGUUUGCGAUACUGUUCGUAUUUUCACUCUGCCGUCCAACCUCGUACGAUUAGGUUUCGUCCCAGUUACUUAACUUACUGAUUUCUAUUACCCCUACCGUUUUUCUUCAGACUCAGAUUUCGACAAACGAAAAACCUCGACAAGCUAGCGAUAAAUUAUUUAUAAAAUGUCGAAACCGUAGAAGCUGGGAGCUUCCAUGAGCUUUUUUUUAUUUUUGGAUUUUUUUUUAGUUAAAAGAAUAAGAGCAAGAGCAUUGAUAACUCAUACCAGCCAAAUUCCAAAAGAAGCUUAAAAACGACUUAAUAUUUCUGACUACUAACUCUCGAGCCAAAACUAAUCAGGCCAAAUUAUCCCCGCAGAAAGACAAUACACACAAAAAAUGUUUCAAAAGAAAGAACAAAAUCGGAUCGCAAAUGAUAAUCGAUAAUCUAGGCACAUCGUUUUUUUCGUUCACUUUUCUUUGUGCACUUUUCUUAACUACCCCACAACUUCAACAAAUUGGCUUUUGAAUCAACUUUACCUGACCGCAUCUACAACAUUUGUACUGAGGCACGCGCACAUAACCGGUCAUAAAUUUCAUCCCAGAGUUCGAAUAUUUUUUGUAGAUUUUAAGAUUUUGCUAACACUAUAACUCGUAAGUAAUCGAUCUGUAACCGAACUAAUUACUAAUUACUGCCCAUGUUAAUUUAUGUGCUUUUCAACAUCCAUUUAAAGUCUAGUCACGCAACCAAAGAUAAUGAAUGCUCUUUCUUUCGAGAUUUCAAAAAGUCAACUAGUCUUACACAAUAACUUGUAGUAAAAACUCUCAAUAUUUAAAUAAGUGGUAAAAAAGGAUGGAUGUUCCUGUAGAUGCAGUUUGAUCUAAAUUUACAUUUCCACUGUCUCAAGUAAACUCAAUUAGAUAACAUGCUUCGUGUAGAAGCACUUUAUAAUCAAUCAAAAGCAUACUACUAAUGCUAGUAAUUAACUUGCAGUAUAGAAGCAUCCAACCUACUAAUAUGCAUACACAUAUACUCGAAAACUCAGACAUAUAAACACAGAACACACACAUACAAAACAAAAACAAACGGGAUGCGGAAAAAUAAAUAAAUUCGAUUAUGAUGAAAAAACUCAGUCAAGUAGAUGGUAUCAGAGAAAAAAACGGUUUUACCUUUUCAAAGUUGUUUUAUUAAGAAAAAAAAACUAAAUGUAAUCAGAUUAGGAGUAACAGUAGUUAUUUGAGAAAAAAUAAAAUAAACAAUGAAAUUCUGCAAUAUUUAUUCAAGCAACAAAUCAACAUUUUAGAUCGUUUAUACCAAAACCAUAUACGAAACGCAUAUAAUAGAUAAGAAUUGAGUCGUUGUAAUGUGGUUUUUCAUGAUAUAUUAAGGUUUUUGACAGCUCAGUUGUUGCAUUCACGAGAAAACAAAAUAAAAAAUGUAAAAUAAAACUCCGUUUCAAUGUACUCAUCAAAUUCUAACUUAUAACGGUACACUUUUUAAGACAUCCUCGCUGUAAGGAAAAAAACCGCUCUCUAGGAGAAAUACUAGCAAUCUUAUAAUGAACCAAAUUGCGUAACCACAUCUACAGAUAGCAUUAGAUUCUUGCCUCUUUGAAAGACAGGUUUUUAGGGGAUUCUUACCCAUAUACCUUUUAUAAACAACUUCUAGGCAACAAGUAACUCACUGUGACCAUUAACACUCAAAUCUCAAAUCCACAGAGCAAAGACGAACUUUUUUAACUUAUUCUAAAAUCUAAAACUUCCCUUCACGAACUGAAACCGAUAGUGAUGAUGGAAAGAGAGAGAGAGAGGAAGAAAGAUAGAGAGAGAAACAGAAAUGGAAACGGUCUGCUAGAAUUCAGCAGCAUGGUACUCGCAGAUCUCGUCAAGUCCUUUUAUAUGUCCAAAUAUGUAGCAACACAGAAAACUAAAUAGUUUGACGACAUUUUCAAGCGUAUCUUUUUUACUACCUGUAACAAAAAAUUAAAAAAUCAAAAAUUAGAGAAUGUUUAAAUCGAACCGAUCCCAAGACAAGACAUCUAAUCGAUGCUGUGUUCUUCUGUUUUUCAUAAAUCUAUAAAGUAAAAGACUUUGUAAUAAAACAAAAACCAAAUAUCUUUACGCCCACUCCAGGUAACUUACUGUAAACGGAAA